This is a messenger RNA of Ruditapes philippinarum (Manila clam), 1305 nucleotides long. Its product is annotated as vesicular integral-membrane protein VIP36-like. The record is from RefSeq and is a predicted model, not a curated record. NCBI's taxonomy places the organism in Eukaryota, Metazoa, Mollusca, Bivalvia, Venerida, Veneridae. Gene Ontology annotation, biological process: Golgi organization; endoplasmic reticulum to Golgi vesicle-mediated transport; endoplasmic reticulum organization. Gene Ontology annotation, cellular component: Golgi membrane; endoplasmic reticulum membrane; COPII-coated ER to Golgi transport vesicle. Bases 32 to 1030 code for a protein of 332 amino acids. The transcript has 9 exons. Gene Ontology annotation, molecular function: D-mannose binding.
UUACCCGGAAGUGAGCUGUACACAUGUCAAAAUGGCGUCUGAUACCGGUUUCAUUCUGCGAACUUUGUUUAUUUUAUUAAUAUCAUGUUUAGUGAAAGCAACAUGGAAUACAAAAGACUAUUUAAAAAGAGAACAUACUAUUACAAAACCAUAUACAGGUGCUGGAAUGAAUAUACCAUUGUGGGAUUUUGUCGGUACAACCAUGGUGACCAGUAAUUAUAUUCGUCUUACACCUGACAGGCAAAGUUCGCAAGGUGCUAUAUGGAACACUAUGCCUUGCCGAGUAAGAAAUUGGGAGUUACAUGUACAUUUUAAAGUACAUGGUCAGGGAAAAAACUUAUUUGGAGAUGGUUUUGCUAUUUGGUAUGCUAGGGACAGAAAUCAGCUUGGUCCUGUGUUUGGCAGUAAAGACUAUUUUGUGGGACUGGCUGUGAUAGCUGAUACAUACAGUAAUCAUAAUGGGCCUCAUAAUCAUCAGCAUCCAUAUAUCUCUUCAAUGGUGAACAAUGGUAGCAUGCACUAUGACCAUGAUUUGGACGGUACCCAUACAGAAUUAGCUGGCUGUACGUCAUUGUUUAGAAAUUCUGAUCACGAUACAUAUCUGGCAAUAAGAUAUGAAGGAACUACUUUAAAGGUGUCUAUGGAUGUAGAUGGAAAGGAUGGUUGGACAGAAUGUUUUAAAGUGGAUGGUGUACGAUUACCAGUUGGUUAUUAUUUCGGUGCAUCGGCUGCCACUGGAGAGUUAGCAGAUAACCAUGAUAUAAUUUCAAUGAAACUUUAUGAGUUAGAUCUGCCUGAAAGUCAGGGUAAGGAGGAAGAAUACCGGGGAUUGCCACAAGCUGAAGUUUUUGCAGCACCAAGAGAUCACAUUGAUGAUCCUAAAGGGGGCUUCACAUCUGGGGGCAGCUGGUCAGGAUGGAAGAUAUUCUUUGUCAUUGUUCUUAUAAUUAUUGGUGUGAUUGUAUGUGGGGCAGUUGCAUUUGUUAUAUUUAACAAGGAUGAUCCAACAAAAAGAAAACGAUUUUACUGAUAUUGUGGAAUUUUGUUGAAUGAUUGUUAAGAUAUAUAAAUGUGAAGAAUGUCAUACAUGAAUCAUCCAGCAUUUGUUGACACAAAAAAGGAUUUCUCUACCAGGAAAUAUGUUAUUGUUUAGUUAUUCUGAGGCAUUAUUCUAUGAAUGUUUAAAGAAAAUAUAUAUGUUAAAAACAAUUUUGGAAAGCAAGAGGUUCCAAAAUAUAGUUCAAGAACUUGGAGGAAAUUUGUUUUUGCUGACAUUUUUUUGGAAAAUGGUAGAAUAGAUAUGCU